Molecule: messenger RNA, 5929 nt
Organism: Gasterosteus aculeatus aculeatus (three-spined stickleback)
Lineage: Eukaryota; Metazoa; Chordata; Actinopteri; Perciformes; Gasterosteidae
Gene: gc2
Product: guanylyl cyclase 2
Biological process (GO): protein phosphorylation; cGMP biosynthetic process; intracellular signal transduction
Cellular component (GO): plasma membrane
Molecular function (GO): peptide receptor activity; ATP binding; adenylate cyclase activity
Source: RefSeq, a predicted model, not a curated record
CCCUCCCCCCCUUUAACUAGGUUCCUUCUGGAGCUUCACUCCUCAUUUCACGUCUUUCAUCAACAAACGGUUCCAGUCGGUCAUGUGACGACAACCUUUCCGUCUCCAUCAGGUCGCUGGAAUAUCUUUCGUCAUUUGUUUUAUCAAAGAUUUUGUGUUGAAGCUGGAUUUGGUCCAACACGAACAUCUGGAGCGAUUACGUCAGUCAGAGUCAGGUUACAGCUUCAGUCUCCAGCCACCGGCCCGUCGGCCUCCUCGGGCCUCCUCCCCAGCUCUGCAAACCGCCCAGCAUGAGUUCCUCCUCCGCUCUGGGGCCUCUAGUCCUCCUCAGCUCGGGUUCGGCCUCAGUUUUGUCCUUGACACUUGAAAUGUGCCCACGAGUUGGAGUCACGAGAUCCCAGUGAACCCGGAGGAGAAGUAAAAUGAAAAAAGGAGAUUUUUACAUCGAAGGAGGGAGACUAGCGGGUGUUUUUCUGUGUCCUGCUGCCCUCUGGCUGUCAAAGCAGCUCGGCACUUCUCGGGUCAUGUGACUUACCUUUACGUUACAUUUUGUUCAUUUUCACAGAGUGCAGGUUUAAAAUGUUGCACGUUUGCCCCUUUUAUUGCUCCGAAAUAUGAAGUUCAAUAAAGUUUUUUGAAAACAAGCGUGCGAAAAUAUUCCCAUGGACGCACAUUUCUUUUAUCAAAUUGAUUUUGUUCUGUCUCGCUCACUAUUUGUGUACUUACAACAUUUGAUCCAACAUUGAUAUUAACAUUUGCAUCAAAAUAUUUCCUUUUUGAAAUGCACUGAACCUGCUUCAUCAUCUUCUUCUCUUGUUGAUUUAAGUUGGAAAGAUUAUUCCUUAUUGUUUUGCCAGACACGUUAAAACGGCAGUGAUCAGAUACUAAACAGCGUGCAUGUGGAUUCUGACCAGCGUGAAGUCAAACACUUCUACGUCCCUCAAGAGGAUAAUAAUACCCAUCUUCAUCUUCAUCUUCGUCCCCUCAGUCAGUGCGGCUCUAAGCCACAGAGGUGCUGAUUGGAUUUGAUAUAAUCUGACAGGACGGGUCACACGUCGCGAACAACACACAGACACACACACACACACACACACUCUUUUUACAGAUGGACGGCGCUUUCGCCUUUUGGACGAAGAACAACAAGGGAGGAGGAGAAAGUCUCCAGACCUGCUCUCGCCUCGUCUCCUGGACACAUGGGAAGAAGCCCCUCCCCCUGCUGGUCCAUGUGAGCGGUUGAACCUUGAGAUGGCGCCUCAGCGACGUGCCUUCCUGCCGCAAAGAAGGAGGCCUCCUCCACCUCCUCCUCCUCCUCCUCCCUUCUGCCUCACCAACAUGUCCUCUCCCGCCGCUCUGCUCCUGCCGUCCCUCCUCCGUCUCCUCCUGCUGGCCUCCCUGUGCUCGCCGCCCCGCUCCGCCCAGGCCGCCUGGUUCCGGGUCGGGGUCGUGGGUCCUUGGGGGUGCGACCCCCUCUUUGCCAAGGCCCUCCCCGCCGUGGCGGCGCAGCUGGCCGUCGACCGCGUCAACGGGGACCCGGCGCUGUCCCGCGGCGGCGCCUUCGACUUCGUCCUGCUGCAGGAGCCGUGCGAGACCUCCAGGGCGCUGGAGAGGUUCCUCGGCUUCCACACCAAGGCGUCCGGCUUCAUCGGCCCGGCGAACCCCGCCUACUGCGACGCCGCGUCGAUGCUCAGCAAAGGCUGGAACAAAGCCCUGUUCCCGUGGGGGUGCGUCGGCCACGAGCUGGACGACGUCCGGAGCCACCCGACGUUCGCCCACUCGGCGCCGAGGCCCACGCGCGUGCUGCUCAGCCUCAUCAGCUACUUCCGGUGGGCACACGUGGCCGUCAUCUCCUCCUCCGAGGACGUGUGGGCGGAGACGGGCUCCAAGGUGGCGGACUCCUUGAGGAGUCACGGCCUGCCGGUCCGCCUGGUCAGCGUUAUGGAGAACUCGCCCCUCGCCAUCAGGCGGACUCUGACGAAGCUCCGCGAGAUGAGCGAAAUACGACUCGUGGUCCUUUGCAUGCACUCGGCUCUGAUCGGGGGCGGGGCCCAGAAGCGGCUCCUGGAGGCGGCCUACGACAUGCGGCUGAUCGACGGCUCGCUGGUGUUCGUGCCGUACGACGCGCUGCUCUACAGCCUGCCGCACCGCAACGUGAGCUACCCGGCCCUGAGGCGCAGCGGCAAGCUGCUGCGGGCGUACGACGCCGUGCUCACCGUCACCGCCGACUCGCCGGGGGCGUCCUUCUACGAGGCCUACGGCGAGGCCGUGGAGAGGGGGGAGGUGGGCGGGACCUGGAAGCCUCAGCAGGUGUCUCCGCUCUUUGGCACCGUGUACAGCUCCGUGCUCUUCGUGGCUCACGCGGUGAAUCGGGUGCGGGAAGCUGGGGAGCGGAUGUCCGGGAGUAACCUGGCGAGACACGCCGCCAACAUGGACUUCCAGGGCUUCAGCCACCGGAUCAGAACCAGCGACUCCGGAGCGGCUCUGCUGGAUUUCCUCAUCCUGGACACGGACGGAGUCUCCUGGGAGCUGAAGCCCACUCACAGGAUCGACAUGGAGGCCGGCGCGGUGCGUUUCAUCGGGCGAGAAAUCCACUUCCCUCGCGGCUACGGACCCAGGAAGGACUCGUCCUGCUGGUUUACGCGUGGAGUCCUCUGCUCGGGGGGCGUGGAUCCGUUCUCCACCAUCUUCAUUUUCCUCGGAGCGACGGCCGCCUUCGUUCUCGGAGUGGCGUUUGUUUACUGCAUCAGGCGACGCGUCAAUCAGAUCCUGCUGUUGAAGGGUCCCAACAGGAUCUUGCUGACUCUGGCUGACGUCACGUUUAUCAACCCGUCGCUUAGCAACAAGAAGCUGAGUCUGGACGACGGCAGGGCGAGCGCCAUGAAGAGCCUGUCGGACGCCACGCCGCCGGCCUCCACCCAAUCACCUGCCACCUACGAGAACUCCAACAUCGUCGUCUUCGAGGGCGAUUGGGCGUGGCUGAAGAGACUUCCCGACGGUUUGUUCCGCAGCAUCAACCCCAAAACCAGCCACGUGUUUGAACUGAUGAAGGACAUGCGCCACGAGAACGUGAACCUCUUCCUGGGCUUCUUCCACGACUGCGGCGUGUUCGCCAUCGUGACGGAGUUCUGCUCCAGGGGAAGUCUGGAGGACCUUCUGCUGAACGAUGACGUUAAACUGGACUGGAUGUUCAAGUCCUCGCUGCUGCUGGAUUUGAUUAAGGGAAUGAAGUACCUCCACCACCGCGGCGUGUCCCACACCCGUCUCAAGUCACGCAACUGCGUGGUGGACGGGCGCUUCGUCCUCAAGGUCACCGACUAUGGCUACAACGAGGUGCUGGAGGCCCAGAGGUUCCCCUACGUGGAACCGCCUGCAGAAGAGCUGCUGUGGACCGCUCCGGAGAUCCUGAGGGGCUGCCAGCCGGAGCUCCACGGGUCGCUGUGCGGCGAUGUCUACAGCUUCGCCAUCAUCAUGCAGGAGGUGGUGGUGAGAGGGGCCCCCUACUGCAUGAUGGACAUGCCCACCACAGAAAUAAUAGAGAAGCUGCGUAAGCCUCCGCCGCUGUUUCGCCCGGUGGUGAGUUCGGACUUCGCUCCCCUUGAGUGCAUCCAGCUGAUGAAACAGUGCUGGAACGAACAGCCGGACAAGAGGCCGGGCUUUGAGGAGGUCUUCGACCAGUUUAAGAACAUCAACAAAGGGAAGAAGACCAACAUCAUAGACUCCAUGCUGAGGAUGCUGGAGCAGUACUCGUCCAACCUGGAGGAGCUGAUCCGGGAGCGGACGGAGGAGCUGGAGAUCGAGAAACAGAAGACGGAGAAGCUGCUGACUCAGAUGCUUCCUCCGUCGGUGGCCGAGGUUCUGAAAGUGGGCGGCACCGUGGAGCCGGAGCACUUUGACAGCGUGUCGCUCUACUUCAGCGACAUUGUGGGCUUCACCACCAUCUCGGCGCACAGCGAGCCCAUCGAGGUGGUCGACCUCCUCAACGACCUCUACACCAUCUUUGACGCCAUCAUCGGAAACCACGACGUGUACAAGGUGGAGACUAUCGGCGACGCGUACAUGGUGGCGUCGGGGGUGCCCGUCCCCAACGACAACCGCCACGCGGCGGAGAUCGCCAACAUGGCGCUGGACAUCCUGAGCGCCGUGGGCACCUUCAAGAUGAGACACAUGCCCGACGUGCCCGUCAGGAUUCGGAUCGGGCUGCACACCGGUCCAUGUGUAGCGGGCGUGGUCGGCCUCACGAUGCCUCGCUACUGUCUCUUUGGAGACACGGUGACCACCGCCUCUCGGAUGGAGUCCAGCGGAUUACCCCAGAGGAUCCACAUCCACCAGAGCACCGCCAGGAUCCUGCAGGACCUGAACCUGGGCUACAAGGUGGAGCUGAGAGGGAAGAGAGAAGUGAAGGGGAAAGGUAUGGAGGAGACCUUCUGGCUCGUGGGAAAAGACGGAUUCAACAAUCCUCUUCCUGUUCCUCCAGAGGUCAAAUCCGGGCAAAUGGCCCACGGCUUGCAGAUGGCUGAGAUCGCCCAGUACAAGAAGGUGAAAGCCGAGAAGCAGCGACAGGAACAGCUGGCCAAGAAGAAACACUGAGAGAAGAACCGCUUCCAGACUUUUGCCGAUUCAUCUGAACGUUGUUUCUGAAAAGGAUUGUGGGUCAGAAUGAACCUUUCAAAACACGCUGUCCCGCCAACUGACCAGAUGUGGGGAACAAUCUGGUACUUUUGGCUUACAGCACACGAGGUACUAUGUUUGAGGAGGUACUGAACUCUCCUGUGGCAUACUACUACGUGGUAGUAGUAGUACUAACGACUGUGGUAGUAGUAGUACUAAUGACUCUGGUAGUAUACAGAACUUUAAGGAGGCGGAGCUCUUUGUUGCCUAGAUACCGACACGAUGACAAUAUACAGCUGGGGAUCAGUUUUCUUUUUUUGUGAAGAGGAAUUUCCUUUUUGUUCAUUUUAUUUAAUCCUUUCACUGUUUUUGAUUAUGAAAUAAGAACUUCUCUGUGUUGCCAGUAAAGUGUUAAAUUUAUUAUACCAUAAUUGAUUUAGUCUUUCUGCUUAAGAAAAGUAUGAUUUUUAAGACAUUUUGCCUAGAAAAAAAGUAGAAUCAGACUCAUUGGUCUCAUUCAACGUGUGUUGAACUGUGAAUUAAAAAUGUCUCAUGUCAUUUAACGCACUAUUUAUCAGGUGAUAUUUACCUGCUACAAUAUUUUACUAGAUUACUAGAAAGGGUUCCUGUGACUCGCUGUGGUACGUUAGCGGGUUGCAGGAAGACAGAGACACACAGACAGACACACAGACAGACACACAGACAGACACACAGACAGACAGACAGAGACAGUCUCACGGAGGAUUUGCUCUGGUAUCCGGGCGGUUUGUUUGGGGGCAGCCAAGGGGCAGCAUAUAGAUUAUGAGUGAUACAGAAUACAGAGGAGUACGUGAGGGAUUACAGCAUGGUGAGAAGUGGGAGAUUAUAUGAGGAUUAUCCAGGGAAACGUCCUGAGCAGCAGUCCGAUCGGAUAAUUAAAGUCCUCAUAUGGAAGAUAUCUAUGUAUUUAUAAACCAGAACCAAUAAUGUAAAACAGCCACAUCUUUCCAUAUCUGCGUUGAUCUUUGCUUUUUGAAAAUCCUUUUCUCACCGAGGAAGGUUUCACACAGAGAGCAGGGCUCUAAUUUCCCACAUUUAAAUGCAUUCAAAUACCUUGAAACCGCUCAACCGCUUCGCCCACCCAGAUUCAUGCUGCCGCUGUGGGAAUCGAACCCUCGGUGACCCCGCUGAAGCACAAACAAGGGAAUAAGACAAAGGGACCCUAUAUGAAACUAUACUGGAACGAUGCACGAAUAGCCAAAACCUAUUAAAUAACCACCUUAAUGUUGUGUCACAUUGUUUUGUGGAAACUUUUAUUAGCAAUAAAGCAACUUUAAAACUGAAA